AUGCUGAAGAAUGACCAGCUGGUCUACAUUGGCCUGGAGCUGGUGAUCGCCUGUCUGGCCGUGGCCGGGAACAUCCUGGUGUGCUGGGCCGUGUGCCUCAACUCCAACCUGCAAAGCAUCACCAACUUGUUCGUGGUGUCGCUGGCGGCGGCCGACAUCGCCGUGGGCCUGCUGGCCAUCCCUUUCGCCAUCACUAUCAGUACUGGCUUUUGCGCCGACUUCCACGGAUGCCUCUUCAUCGCUUGCUUCGUCUUGGUGUUGACCCAGAGCUCCAUCUUCAGCCUGCUGGCCAUCGCCGUGGACCGAUACGUCGCCAUCAAGAACCCACUCAGGUACAAUAGCCUGGUAACAGGCCAGAGGGCGAAGGGCAUCAUUGCAUUGUGCUGGCUCCUCUCAGUGGGCAUCGGCCUGACACCAAUGCUGGGCUGGAAUAAAGGAUGGAACUCCACCACCGCGGCCUCCAGCAGUUGUCCCGAAGGCUUGACCGAGUGCCUCUUCGAGGGCGUGGUUACGAUGGACUACAUGAUCUACUUCAACUUCUUUGGCUGCGUGCUGCUGCCCCUGGUGGUCAUGCUGGUGGUGUACGCUCAUAUCUUCAUGGCUGCCCGGCGCCAGCUCCACCUGAUGGUCCUCAAAAAGGUCGUCCCUGUUCCCUCUCCCGCUGAAAAAAGGUCCUCGUUUCGCUCCACCCUGCAGAAGGAGGUCCACGCUGCGAAAUCACUCGCCAUCAUCGUGGGCCUGUUUGCUUUUUGUUGGCUCCCCGUGCACAUCAUCAACUGUUUCAACUACCUGUGCGACAGCUGCCAGCGUCCGCACAUCUGGGUGUUGAACAUCGCCAUCAUCCUGUCCCACGCCAACUCCGUCGUCAACCCCUUCAUCUACGCCUAUCGCAUCCGAGAGUUCCGACAGACGUUUCGGAGGAUCCUCCGCCAACACAUUCUUGGCCAAAGGGACGGCCACGGCCGAGACACAAAUAGCAGCAGCAUCAAGCGAACGUCCUCGCACAUCAGUAAAGAUGACACGUCGUGCGGCACCGUGGUGAACAGUUACGUCCUUGACUCCAUUCAGUGGACGUCGACUUUAGGCGCUCUACCAAACAGUUGUAUACCCAAUGGGAACCUAGCAGCACAGCAGCAGCAACGCACACACCCGGAAGGGACCAACAAUGUCGAAGUGAGAGACACGAGUGGAAGUUGUAUUUCCUUUGUCAAUGUUCAAGCUCUCUCCUUCAUACGUACCCAUUCCACAGAAUUAACAGAAGUGUUGUAGCAAAAACUAUAUCACCAGAGUUAAUCAGCAUAACCUGGCUAAUUGUGCGAACGUGAAAUAUGGAAAAAUAUAUCUCAUGCAUUCUAAACACUUUUUUCAAAAUAAAGAUAAUGGAAGUAAAUACUCUAUAAUCUGUUGCAGUGCCAAACCGCAGCCUCCAUGAAAAACACUUCAGUCAAUAUCACCAUAAAUUGCCUUUGAAAACUUUCCCCAUUUCACACAAAAACUGAGAUUUUUUUUCUUUCCAUUCCAUGUAUUAAGUGUAUAUGCAAUGCUGUUAGAAUUGCAAGCUCACACUUUUGUUGUUUUUAAUAAAUUAACUUCAAGCAGACAAUGUACAUGCAAACAGCAAAAUAUUGUGUGAAUUCUGUUGAUGGACAAUGACGGCGUGGACAUUUUUGGCUAAUGUUAACAUUUUAUGAGCACAUGGUAGCGACAUGAUUCAGUUAGAAAGCUGACUGUGUCCUGUUCAACAAAUUUAUUUCGAAUUUAUGAAAGGUUUAAACAUCAAUUGAUAUUUCACUAUGACAGUGGACAUACAAUGUUUGAUAACUCCACAAAUAAUAUGAUAAAAUUAUGCAACAUAAAUGUUUACGCUGCAUCUACGCACUGUUGCAGCCUCCAUUGAAAAAGACAAAAUGCUUGUCCUAUGAUCAUAAUGUCAUUGAAAACAUCAGGUUUCUUAAAGGGGCCGUUACGCCAUAAUGACAGGGUGGACCGUAAUUUCAGCGACACAUGCAAAAUGUUCGAUGUGAUUAUGAAACUAGAAUAUACGUGAUCAAAAUGACUCAUUUUAGCAAAUAACGGGAUAAUAAAACCAUGUUAUAAAAAUUCGAUUUAGUAUAAUUUAACCACUGCAGUGUGGGACAUGGCCAAAAUCGUGUGAAUUUAAUAAGGGGGGGGAAUGAGAUGCGAUUCUGAUACUGAUCGGUAUAUGAGUGGAUAUAUUGCAAUGAGAUACAGCCACUCAAAAAUAUCCUGGAAAAUCCUUGACUUUUUUGCUUCAUCACCAGGCUGUGUUUUCAAAUAAGUAAAUAUAUAAUUACUUUGCAUAUCUUUACCUACAAUGCACCAAUGGAUUGGUUUUAGAAUUUUUAAUAAAUUAAAUGUGAAGAACAUACAGUAAACGGGGGCCAUUGCAUCCUUGGACUUAUCUGUAUGCGGCCCUUGAAAGAAAACUUUGAACACCCCUGCUCUAAAUUGUCCAUAGGUGUGAGGGUGAAUGAUUGUUUGUGUUCUGUGAUUGGCUGGCAACCAGACCAAAGUCUGCUGGAUUAACCUCCCGCUCACGCCUGUGAUAGAAAAUGGGGAUGAAUGAAAAUGUGAUAAAUAUGUUGGAAAUUCGUGUCUCUGUUGUUGUGCAUAGCCUGAUUUCGAUGUUGGCAUUGGCUGAUAUCACUGAAGAAAACACUCCUUACUUGUCUGUUGCAAAUUCAACUUUUUACAGUCUGAAUUUUUGAGUUGCAUUAAAUAAAUUAUGUAUGUUGCCCAUGCUGA
Phyllopteryx taeniolatus (common seadragon) is the source of this 2766-nucleotide messenger RNA. RefSeq names its product adenosine A2a receptor b (gene adora2ab). Gene Ontology annotation, molecular function: G protein-coupled adenosine receptor activity. Gene Ontology annotation, biological process: G protein-coupled adenosine receptor signaling pathway; adenylate cyclase-activating G protein-coupled receptor signaling pathway. The record is from RefSeq and is a predicted model, not a curated record. Gene Ontology annotation, cellular component: membrane. Lineage: Eukaryota; Metazoa; Chordata; Actinopteri; Syngnathiformes; Syngnathidae.